Phyllostomus discolor (pale spear-nosed bat) is the source of this 7647-nucleotide messenger RNA. RefSeq names its product potassium voltage-gated channel modifier subfamily G member 4 (gene KCNG4). The coding region runs from base 974 to 2509 and encodes 511 amino acids. Lineage: Eukaryota; Metazoa; Chordata; Mammalia; Chiroptera; Phyllostomidae. The record is from RefSeq and is a predicted model, not a curated record. Gene Ontology annotation, molecular function: delayed rectifier potassium channel activity. Gene Ontology annotation, biological process: potassium ion transmembrane transport; protein homooligomerization. The transcript has 4 exons. Gene Ontology annotation, cellular component: membrane; voltage-gated potassium channel complex.
GUUGUGCAGCCUCCAGAGCUCCCACCCAGUGGUGGGAGGCUGGGCUUCUCUGAACCUGUCCCAGACCUGGGCUGGUUCAAAGCAGCGAAAAGUUCCUCCUGCAGCCUCUAGCUGAAUACCUGCCCCUCACCAGCACACCCUAAGGAGCCUGCAGAGUACCGGUAGCUGCAGAUGCCCCGGCCCCAAGUUAUCCUCUGCUCCUUCCCAGUUAUGCUCCUCCUUGGAGGGGAGGGGAGGGGAGGACAGCUCUCCUUGCUCUUAAGGCGGUUGGCAGAGCAGCGGCUGCCGCUGCUUCAGCUUGCUGCCUGGCUGAUUGAGAGAUUACUCCUAAGCCCUUCCCAUUUCCAACCCCUUUCCCCCACCCCCCGCCCCUUGCAGGACCACACUGGCUGUCCCUGUGGGACACGGAGUGCAGAGCCUGGAACCGAAGCAGGACAGCUGGACCCGCUCCCUCCUAGCAUGAACCCCUCAGACUCUUGCCUCUCAUGGGGGAAGGGGCUUCUGGAUCCCCUUAAAACCCCUACCCCACUCCCCCAGGGCUGUUCUGCAGCUGCUGGAGAGAGAGAUGCAGAAUGAAUGAAUUUCGGGUUUCUGGAGGAGACAAGGGAAGAAAGGUUGGAAACUAACUCUGCCAGAAACUGCUUGUUUGGAAUUUUUAAAAUUUCCCUUCAUUUCCAACACAAACCUGUCUCUUCCCAGGACAUCAAGACAUGGGCUCCUCUUGCCUGGAAGAGAAACAGCUGGAAAUGGGCUCCCUGAGACAGGAGGGCUGCUCGUCUUCCUCCGGCCAUACGUUGUAAAUGAAGUAAGGCAUGCAGAACAGCCCAACAUGGUAUGGCAAGCAAGUGUGAAGUGCAUAGGCUGUGAUUUCACUCUUCGCUAUCUGCCGGAAUCCAACUGGCUCUGCAAUUGAGAGGAACUUUUCUUUCCAUUCAGCAGCUGAGUGUUUCUCUUGGCUGGAGUGCAUCUUGGAAUGACGUCGACGGCAAUGCCCAUAGCCUCCAGAGUCAGGGGCCUGCAUGCCAGGCACCACCACUCCGGCUCCUGCAGCCCUCUGAGUCAGCUCUUGCCUGGCUCCGUGGAGCCGCCGUCCAUCAAGGGCCAUUACUACCGCAGGGCCCGGAAGGUGGGUGCGCUGGACGCCUCCCCGACGGCAGACCUGAAGAAGGAGAUCCUGGUGAACGUCGGGGGCAAGAGGUACGUUCUUCCCUGGAGCACGCUGGACGAGUUUCCCCUGAGCCGCCUGAGCAAGCUCAAGUUCUGCCGGAACCAGGAGGAGAUCGCGCAGCUCUGCGACGAUUACGAUGAGGACAACCAGGAGUUCUUCUUCGACAGGAGCCCCAGCGCUUUCGGAAUGAUCGUGAGCUUCCUGGCGGCCGGCAAGCUGGCCCUCCUGCGGGAGAUGUGCGUGCUGUCCUUCCAGGAGGAGCUGACCUACUGGGGCAUCGAGGAAGCCAACCUGGAGAAAUGCUGCCUGCGGAAGCUGCUGAAGAAGCUGGAGGAGCUGGCCGAGCUGCGCAGGGAGGAGGCGCUGCAGCGGCAGAGGGACGCCUGCGGCCCCGCCGUGGUCACCUCACGCUGGGGGCUCCUCAUGAACUGGCUGCGGGAGAUGGUGGAAAACCCGCAGUCGGGGCUGCCCGGGAAGGUCUUCGCUUGCCUGUCCAUCCUCUUCGUGGCCACCACGGCGGUCAGCCUGUGUGUCAGCACCAUGCCCGACCUGAGGGCCGAGGAGGACAAGGGUGAGUGCUCUCAGAAGUGCUACUACAUUUUCAUCGUGGAGACUGUCUGCGUGGCAUGGUUUUCCCUGGAGUUCUGCCUUCGGUUUGUCCAGGCCCAGAACAAGUGCCAGUUCUUCCAAGGGCCCCUGAACAUCAUCGACAUCCUGGCCAUCUUCCCCUAUUAUGUGUCCCUGGCGGUGUCGGAGGAGCCCCAGGAGGAGGACGACAGACCGGGCGGCAGCUCCUACCUGGAGAAGGUGGGGCUGGUGCUGCGUGUGCUGCGGGCCCUGCGCAUCCUCUACGUGAUGCGCCUGGCCCGCCACUCGCUGGGGCUGCAGACGCUGGGCCUCACCGUGCGCCGCUGCACACGAGAGUUUGGCCUGCUUCUCCUUUUCCUUGGCGUGGCCAUCACCCUCUUCUCCCCUCUGGUCUACGUGGCCGAGAAUGAGUCGGGGCGGGUCCUAGAGUUUACCAGCAUCCCGGCCUCCUACUGGUGGGCCAUCAUCUCCAUGACGACGGUGGGCUAUGGAGACAUGGUCCCACGCAGCGUGCCGGGCCAGGUGGUGGCCCUCAGCAGCAUCCUGAGUGGGAUUCUCAUCAUGGCCUUCCCAGCCACAUCCAUUUUCCACACCUUCUCACACUCCUACUUGGAGCUCAAGAAGGAGCAAGAACAAGUCCAGGCCCGCCUCCGCAGCCUGCAGAAAGCCACCACUACCAGUGAACACGAGCUCCUGAGUGAUGUGGACGACCUGAUCCUGGAGGGACCCACCUCCCCCAUCAGAUACAUUUGACUCAGAACUCUUCAUGAACCUGCCAGCACUUCAGUCCAUCGACCUCAUCUGACAUGGGCUUGAGAAUGGCAGGUGUAGACCAUGUGGUAGUACACUUCUAGAGCUUGGGGGGCAGCUCCUGAAGCUAAGAGGGGCCCAAGGCUAAUAGUGGGGUGGUUGUGAUUCCUGACCCUCCUGGCCACCACAAUCCAGGCUUCCAUUAGCCAUGUCACUUGUCUUUUCUUGUCUCCCUGCCCGUCCCUGAGCACAUCCACUUUUGCUGGGUUAGGUCAGUCUCCAUUCUCAUUUCCUGCCCAGCAGAGUAUUCAACAUCCCAAGCUGGAAUCCAUUUUCCUGCAGAGCUGAGCCUACAGAAUUCUGCUCCUAUCCGAAGACCCUCUUUCCUGGGCCACCCCAGCACCAGGACCUGGAGGGGCCAGUUACUGCAGACCCCCCUGCUCAGACCUCCCCACCUAGCCCCAUCAGGGCUCCAGCAGGAAUCAAUACACUCUCCUUCUGCUCACCACCGCCAGCGGUUUUCCUAACACGGCCGCCUUCCCCCAGCUCUGGAAGCUUUUACCGAGAAGGCAGAACUGGUCUCUUUGUGUUAAAUUGCACAGUGGCUGGGAGCCUGCCAUCCUUCCUGAGUUGCCUGGGACCUGGGCAGAAAUGCCACUUGCCAGCCACAGCAAGACCCCCUUGGCCAACUAGAUCCUGGUGGGACAUUCUCCAACUAUCCAGUCCUUGACCUUGACAGAGGCGUCCUCUUGCAGGGCUCUGAAUUGCCCCUUGAGAGGGUUGUUCCUGCUGGUGGUUGUGCCAGCACUGUGGGGACCUAGGCUUUCCACCCUUGGCGAAGCCACCACGGACGGACACAGUGCAGCUUUGGCGCAGAAACAAGGGCAGCCUUAGGAUCAGCUCCUCGCCAGCACCCUGGACCGAGCCUUCGAUGCCAGAGGAUGGACGUCCUCAGUGUAUAUUUAAAUGUAUCUAUUUAUGUAUCCAUUCAUUCAAUAACACAAUUUGGCCCUUUGCAUCCAGUGCAGGGGGCAAAUAUAGGACCAAGUCAUGUGAGAUAAAAGCAGUGCUCACUGAGGCCAGAGAGGAGAGAACAAUGAAUUCUGAGCAUUCGGCUCGCAGAGGUUCCUCACAGAGACACAGAAGGGCUGAGCAGGGAGGGGUAUCUGGAGGCUGGAAAAGUGGGUUGGGGUGAGAAGUGGUGGGCUGUGGGUGCCACGCAGAGGAUCUGGAAGAUUUGGUGAAUGGAAAGGGGAUGUUGGAGAUGCUGGGGAAAGAAGUGAUGGGAACGGACUGCAGGGUGGAUGAUGAUGAUCGGAUGGGGUGUGGGAAGACCGGUUUGGUGCAGAGAAUGAUUGAGCAGUUCAGGCGAGGCACGAGGGCCCACCUCCUGUCAGUCAUUUGUUGUUCGUGGUGAAGCCAAGUUCUGGCAUCUAGUCUGUGGUUCCCCAGCAAAGCACACCUGGGAGAGGUCUCCGUGGCACGUGCCCUGAGGGACUCGGCCACUUCUCACUCCAGCUCUGCCUGCUGCUGGGACUGGCGUCCAGCCCAGCCCCUUUGUUUCCCUCUGUGUCACAAACCAGGCGUCUUAACAAACUGUGUGGGGUCUGGGAGAAAAAUAGGCAAGCCUAUCAGCAACAUUACGAGGUUCUAUAGUUUCUUAGUACAUGCCCAGUAGAAAUUCUUUAUGAAAUUAGAAGUGGAAAAUUGGAAUCAAUUACUCACAUGUGGAGUUUAAUUAAAUGGUCUAUUUUUAAUCCCCAGUAAUGUUCUGGGGGACUAGUCUAGCCUCUGAGCAGACUUUUUCCUUCAUGCUGAUUGGAUGGUGUAGGGGAGACAAGAGAGUUGCUAGGCAGUCCCUUUAUCCCUAUUGGCUGGAAGGAGUCUUGUGACUCCCACAGGGUUUGUUUUAUCUGAGGCCAGUGGGUGUGACUGUAGCCAAAGGGAGAAAAUUUCCAGCUAUAAAUAAAAGUAAAUAGCCUUUACUUCAAGCCACUUUCAUGUUGUAUUGUAGCUACGUCUCCAAGAAGUAACUUUAAAAUAUUGUUUCAACAUCAUUCUAGCCAGACAGAGUUGAGCCCCCAAAAAUGACUCGGGGGUGGACGGUUAAUUCUUCAAUGCAAUGCAAAUGAGACUCUACCCACUGGCUCUAUUUUGAUGGCUUUUAGGACUUGAUAAACUGGUAACUGGAAGGCCCCUCAGAAGACAGUCUAAGCUGAGACUUUCCAGGAGAGGGUCUGUGAACCUCUGGAGAUUAUGCAUUUCCAAGUGCACAGCUUCGAAAAGGGGUCCAAUGAUUUCAUCAGAUCCCCAGAGGAAUCCAUGACCCCACAAAAAGGAUGAAAAGUUCUUGAGUAAGUCACCUCCUGUAUUUUAAGAUGGGGAGACCGAGGCUCAGAGAGGGAAAGACACCUGCCUGAGGCCACGUAGCCAGUUCUUUCAGUUAGAUCCAAGUAUCCAGGUUCCAGCAGUGCGCCCUUCAUAGUGCUCAUGAGACACUGCAGUCUUAGGCUCUUCUGAAAUGGUGCCCGAACCCUCAGAGAAAACACUUGGGACGAGGUGAUAACGACCCUCUGCCAUGCUAUCCUGCACCAAGUGAACGGGGUUGUCCGGGAUAUUUCGGGCACCCACUCUCACCCUCCUUCACCGUGUAACAGUGGGCCUGGAGCUUGGCCUCACCGCGCCUUCCCCUUCCCAGUGAUCCCAUGGAAACGGUAGAUGUGAUGGUGGUUAAAGUCUCUCUCAGCGUGGACAGCCUGUGAUUCUGGGAAGUGGAGUUCAUUGCAAUGAUUCGUACCGUGGAGGGGCAGGUAAGAAACAAGGAGAGAGGAGAGAGAGAAAAACAGACCUUGGGCCCUGACUCUCCAUAGAAUUGCUCCCUUAGCAAAAGUCAGCAAGUAGUUCAAGUCUGAAUAGGAGUCCACUGAGACCGCCGUCCACCAGCUGCCUGCCAUGUUCCUACCCACCCCACCUGGGUCCUUACCCCACCUGACCCCGUGCCUGCCAACACCUGGCUAUUCACGCCCAGCUGCCUGCCCUUCUCCAGCAGCAUUACACUCCCUGCCUCCCCUUCCUCGAGCUGAAAUGCUGGUAGUGGGCAUCACUUAUUGAAUACUAUUUAGGCAAGUGAUUGGUUAACAUCUCAUUUGGAAAAGCAUGCUAAACUAACCCCCCAAAAAGUGUUGCAAGGACAAAAAUAGUAUCUAGAACACUCGAAUACACCUCUUUUUUAAACACAUUGCCCCAUUUGUUUUAUUUGCUAUCUCUAUUUUUUAAAAGAUUUUAUUUAUUUAUUUUUAGAGAGAGGAAGGGAGGAGAAAGAGGGAGAGAAACAUCCAUAUGCAUCAACAGGUUGCCCCCCACAUGCCCCUAACUAGGAACCUGGCCUGCAACCCAGGCAUGUGCCCUGACUGGGAGUCAAACCAGCAACCCCCUGGUUUGCAGGCCGGCGCUCGAUCUACUGAGCCACACCAGCCAGGGCUCUAUUUUUUAAUUAUAUACACAUAGUAUGUUUUUCUGGGCCAUGUGAGAGGAAGUUGACACCACUGUGUCCUUUGCUGUCAGAACUUGAGAACGAGGUAACUGAGGACCACCAGAAGAGCAUCACUCCAAGGGUCUGUGACCUCUGGACAUGGCAUACAGCAAAGAUGUGUGUGUUGUGUUGCUUCAAAGUGUGGGGUGUCCAGAGAUAUCACCAGGUUCUCCAAAGAACCCGUGAUUCUCCCUCAAAAUCCAAGGAUAGGAAGCUGUAAGGUAAACCAGCCCCCUCACUGUAAGGCCGAGAGCCCAGGAAAACCAGAAAUACUUCAGUGUGUAGACCCCAGAGUGAGGAGAUUCUCCUGUAAAACUGCAAGCAGUUAUCUGCAUCAGCACAUUUAACUUGGAUGCAAUAUUUUAAUUUAAUCUCCUGUCUGUUCCAAUUUUGUCAAUUGAUGUAAUAAUAUCCUUUCUAGCCUUUCCCCUCCAGGACAGGGUCCAGCCUAGGACUGAAUGUUGCAUUUGCUUGUCUUGUCUCUUUAGUCUCCUGGGAUCUGAUCCUUCCCCCAGCCUUUCCUUGACGUAGAUACCACUGAAAUUUUGGAUAACUCUCAUCCCUUUUUAGUAGAACUGUCUCAUCUUGUGUGUGUUGCACGUCUUCUAGUGCUUACACGGAGGCCGUGCAUUCCUGGACAGAUGCUGCAUUUGUGAGGUUGCGUCCCUCUCCGGGCAUCACAUCCGGGGACACCAUGCUCUCUCCGGUGACAUAGGGGCCCUUUAUUCAGGAGGGGACCCCAGGAAACACUGGUGGGGGAGUGGACAGUGAGAAAGGAAAGUGCUGGCUGAGCCCAAAGGUAUUCGAGGAAGAAACAAAAUUAACUUCUGCUCCUAGGCAGGCCAGAUAGAGCAUGAUGGAAGGCUGGGGGUGCCACCUCGGGCCACCUCUGUGAGGAGAGAGCGUCUGCUUCCAAGAGGAACUAGUCCCCGAGACUCAGAGCAGCUGAUCUCUUUCCACCUGCCUCCAGGGGGACCCUCCACUGCCCCUUCCCUCCCCCACCAGCUUAGAGGGCCCUGCCUCAUAGCUUCUUAGAGCUAAAAGUAACUCUAGGGUCACCAGGCCCAACCCACCCAUUUUACAGCAGUGGACACAGAGGCCCCGGGAGGGGACUUAAUGUGGCAAGUCACACAGCCAGAGGUGGCAAAGCCGGGACUGCCGAUCCAGUGCCCUCAGCCCUGCCCCUGCCCCUGCCCCUCGCCUAGCACCUGCCUCCCCCAGCAUUUCACAUCUAACCAAGGGGCACCUCCAGGGACACAGUGUCGGUUAAAAACAGAAUGAAAGUAAGGGAUCUACUGGCUGUCUCCAAGGGCCCAGUGGAUCAUUAGCUGUAGAAGCAACCGUGGCUGGGGCUGCGAGGAGCCCAGCCCUGCCUCUGCCCAGCCUGCUGUAGAUGACACAUGGAGGAGAACGUGCAACUGUGUAACUCACCUUUGCUGUGAGGGGGAGGGAGCCAGGGGGGAAAAGGGAACAAAUGUGGGUGCCCUGAGCUAAAAUUAGCCAGCCCUGCUGUUCCAUAGGCUUCCACUGUGCUCAGCCAAUGACUCAGCAGUUUCACCCGGCAACCCCACCCCAACUCUGAGAGAAACAUUAAACAAUAUUAAGAAGA